AUGAUCGGAGACGACCCGUACACACUUGGAUUGUUCGAUACUGCCGGCCAGGAGGAUUAUGAUAGACUUCGCCCUCUCUCGUAUCCACAGACGGACGUUUUCCUAGUCUGCUUCAGCGUCACAUCCCCCGCAUCCUUUGAAAACGUAAAGGAGAAAUGGUUCCCCGAAGUUCACCACCAUUGUCCGGGCGUGCCUUGCCUAAUCGUCGGCACCCAAAUAGAUCUUAGGGACGAUCCGCAGGUCGUUGAGAAGCUUGCAAGGCAGAAGCAGCGCCCAGUCGCUGCAGAGCAAGGCGAGCGACUUGCAAAGGAGCUUGGUGCCGUCAAGUAUGUCGAGUGCUCGGCAUUGACGCAGAAGGGACUCAAGAACGUGUUUGACGAGGCGAGUUUUUCAGACCGUAGCACUCUUUGCUCCAUCUAA
This is a messenger RNA of Serendipita indica DSM 11827, 420 nucleotides long. The record is from the annotation of a GenBank genome assembly. NCBI's taxonomy places the organism in Eukaryota, Fungi, Basidiomycota, Agaricomycetes, Sebacinales, Serendipitaceae.